This is a messenger RNA of Labrus mixtus (cuckoo wrasse), 1429 nucleotides long. Its product is annotated as 4-galactosyl-N-acetylglucosaminide 3-alpha-L-fucosyltransferase 9-like. Bases 273 to 1358 code for a protein of 361 amino acids. NCBI's taxonomy places the organism in Eukaryota, Metazoa, Chordata, Actinopteri, Labriformes, Labridae. Gene Ontology annotation, cellular component: membrane. The transcript has 2 exons. The record is from RefSeq and is a predicted model, not a curated record. Gene Ontology annotation, molecular function: alpha-(1->3)-fucosyltransferase activity.
AUUUUAGAAUGUGUUGCUGUUGUAAUGGUCAGUGAGGUUUUUUUUUUUCUAUUCAUGAAAAUGAUUCCUUGACAUAGCAAUGAUGGUUGAUAAUGCGACUAAAGAGUCACAUAUAACAAAUAAUGCUCUCAUUUGUCAGUAAAUACUGGUUUCUCUUGUUGAACUCGGCAGAUGAAUGUCAAUGUCAGACCGCCACUGUUGAGGAACAGCUGCCACUUGUUAACUACCGAGCUUGAGAGAGAGAGACAUCCAGCCCUGUGCUCUGUGGAAAGAUGACCACUUCCAAUAAAACAAUGUUGAUGGCAAAGUUAGCUGCUUUUGGCUUUGUCUGCUCUCUUGUUACAUUCUGUCUGUAUUUUGAGCCUUCAUUGAAUGUUUGCGGAACUACAUCAGUUGAAGUGAAACAUCAUGUAGGCGUGCAUCCAAACGAAAAGCCCAUAGUCCUCCUGUGGUACUGGCCUCUUGGCGUGAAGUUUGAUUUCAAAGAUUGCCUUAAAUACUAUAACAUUGAGAGCUGUGUCCUGACUGCUGACAGAUCCCUCUACAACAAAGCACAGGGAGUCAUUUUCUACCAUAGAAACAUAGCCUGGAAUCUGAAUGACAUGCCGCAGGGUCCUCGUCCAGCUUUUCAGAAGUGGAUUUGGUUCAAUGUGGAAUCGCCGACAAACACAGAAAGGAAAAUGGGGAUGGACAACUUGUUCAACUUAACACUAAGCUAUAGAAGAGAUGCAGGCAUCAUAGUGAGGAAUGAGCUCACCAUCAGGGAAACUGAAAACACAGAGGAUUUUGUCCUGCCCAAGAAGGACAAGCUGGUUUGUUGGAUUGUCAGUAACAAGGACAAAAGAACUGGAACACUUGUGAGGGAAAACUAUUUUGAAGAACUGUCCAAACACAUUGAUAUCCGCCUUUUUGGCAGAGCUCACACCGGGCGCCAGUUGGGCUAUGACGAAUAUUACCCAACUAUUGGUAGCUGUAAGUUUUAUCUCGCUUUCGAGAAUUCCAUCCACAGAGACUACAUCACAGAGAAGGUGAAUGGGCCUCUCGUGGCGGGGACCAUACCUGUAGUUUUGGGUCCUCCGAGAGCAAACUACGAGCAGUUCCUCCCCUCUGACGCCUUCAUUCACGUCAAUGAUUUCCCCAAUCCUAAAGCACUGGCAGAGUUUCUGCUCCAUUUGGACAAGAAUAAUACAGAGUACAUGCGUUACUUUGAGUGGAGAAAGUUUUACUCAGUCACUCCUCACCUCCUGUCAAUGAACAACGAAUUCACUCAGCCCAUCUGCCUCGCCUGUGACCACAUAUCAAAAGACCUAAAUUUCCAUGUGGUUCACGACCUUUUUAGUUGGUACUCUCAAAAGUAAUAGGAACAUUCCUCGAAGGUCAAACAGGAAUCGUUUUUACAAAGAAUGUGUAUCAUAUUUUUGUAUAUUCU